Molecule: messenger RNA, 4464 nt
Organism: Sycon ciliatum
Lineage: Eukaryota; Metazoa; Porifera; Calcarea; Leucosolenida; Sycettidae
Product: A disintegrin and metalloproteinase with thrombospondin motifs 9-like
Exons: 6
Biological process (GO): extracellular matrix organization; proteolysis
Cellular component (GO): extracellular matrix
Molecular function (GO): metalloendopeptidase activity
Source: RefSeq, a predicted model, not a curated record
AUGAGUAAUAAUAGCAACGUUCAACCAAGCUAUGAGUACAGGAUUGGAGAGUGGGGCAGAUGCCAAGCAACCUGCGGGCCUAGAGCGAAAGAAGAACGAGAGAUUGCAUGCAUCCGCAAAGCGACAACUUACAAUCGCCUCACCGGCGAGAAGAUCAGCGAAGUUGUCGUGGGUGAAGUGGAUAUUUUCAACUGCUGGGUGGGCGUCAGGGGAGCGCCACCAGAUAAUGAAAGAAGAUGUGGUGACCGGCUGUGCGAUCCAUUCUGGGGUGAUGAACCCUGGAGGGAAUGCUCCCAAACCUGCGGUGGAGGACAGCAAACACGACCUGUCCAGUGCUGGUUAUAUAAUGUUAUCAUCGACCAGGACAUUGACGCAAAGCCAUACAAUGCCAGUAUUGACGACGAAGAUUGUCUGCGGAUCAGAUCGGCCGGCCCAAAGCCGCCCGGUUCGCGCCCAUGCCAACCCGCCGUGGACUGUGUUUCGGAGUGGACCACAUCAGAGUGGACCGCUUGCACCAAGACAUGCGGCUCCGGGAAUCGACAGCGCAACGUGAAAUGUCAUCAGUUGAUGUCCAGCGGUUUGCAUCGCGACGUGGACGAUAGUCAGUGUGUCUGAGCAGCCAGACCGUCCUCCCAGGAGGUGUGCAGCGCGGAGGACUGCCCUGGACGAUGGGAGAGCAACGCGUUCGGUUCCUGCAGCCGCAGCUGCGGCAACGGAACGCGGACCCGAGUGGUUCUCUGCAAACAGAUCAAGGCUGGCGGGCAGGACGAGACAGUGACGGAGAGUGAAUGUCGCCCUCUGCCCCAGCCUAAAGGCCGACGUCGGUGCAAUGCCCACAAUUGUCCAGCCGUGUGGGCCACGUUUACCUGGGGAACUUGCAGUGCCACGUGUGCCGGUGGAAGUCAGAUACGUACUGUUACCUGCGAGCGUAUUUUUGCAAAUUCUUCAAAACUUGUGGAAGAGCCGUCACAGUGCCCGGCGCAAUUGCGGCCACCUGCCACGCAGGCAUGCAACGAGCAGGACUGUACCGCAGAGUGGGUAGUGCAGAGUGACUGGGAGGCAUGCAGUCACACUUGCGGCGGAGUCGGCAGGCAGUCGCGUCGCGUGGAGUGUCGACGGCGCACCACGGGCGGCUUUGGCCUGGUGGACGACUCGCUGUGCCUGGCUCAGCGCAUGCCCGUCCGGCGUCGUGAGUGCCAGCGCCUGGACUGCCCCGCGUACUGGCAAAGCGGUGAGUUUGGCGGCUGCAGUGUAACCUGUGCCGGUGGUACACAACGCCGGACGGUGCAGCGCCGGGCAAUGCGGUCCACUGGUAAUGACGAAGUGGUGGAUGAGUUGCGCUGUCCGGGCGCGAGGCCCACCGAGAUCCGGGAAUGCGGCGUGUUCCACUGCCAACCCUACUGGCAGGAACUUCCCUGGCAGGGCUGCAGCCGAGAGUGUGGGAGAGGCGAGGAGCAGAGAGAGGUGGUGUGUCUCCAGCAUCUGCUUGUGGACGAUGGUGAGACACGUGUAAACACGAGUGAGUGUGUUGAUAAAGCCGACGGUGCAAGACCGGUCACUCAGAGGUACUGCGCCGAGACCGACUGUGACCCUAUCUGGGAGACAUCGCAAUACGAGGAUUGCGCUAUUAGCUGUGGAGGCAGUACUCAUCAUGGUGAUGUGAUCUGUAUACAACUGCAGUCAACCGGUCGCUGGGAGACAGUUCUCGACGGCAAAUGCCUGUUAUCCGAGCGGCCGCUGGAGCAGAAGGGCUGUGCUCUGGUGGACUGCCCGGCUAAGUGGCGAGUGACGGAGUUCAGCGACUGCCCGGUCACUUGCGGAGGCGACCAGCGCACGCGGCAAGUCUUCUGCGAAGUGCUGCGAGCCAGCAGGAAAAUCGAGCAAGUGGCCUACGCAGAAUGUCCACAGACAAGCGUCCCCAUGCCGACACUGAACUGUGGUGCAGUGCCUUGUCCAGCCGUGUGGGUGACAGACGGAUGGUCACGACCCCUACCACAACCUCCGAGACUACUGCCAGAGACAACUGAAUUGCCGCCACCGGAUGGAAGUUCGUCAACGUGCUCUGUAACCUGCGGAGGUGGCAUCCAGGUACGCAACAUACGCUGUGAGCAGGUCCAAGACACCGGGGAGCUGGUGAUAGUUGAUAAUUCCGUGUGCAUGUCAGCAUUGCGACCCAUCAACCAACAGCCGUGUAAUGCGAUAGACUGUCCAACACACCGGGAUGCUGGUCAAUACCGUCCUUGCUCCCGUUCGUGUGGCAACGGAACUCAGAGCAGAGAAGUGUUCUGCGAACGGGUGAACGCCGAGGGUCGUCUUGUCAAGGUGGCCAGCACCCUGUGCAAUCCUCAAAGCCAGCCUGCUGUUAACCGGCGAUGCCAAGUGGAGGACUGUCCCGAAACCUGGAUAACGUCAACCUGGUCUGAUUGCUCACAGACCUGCGGGAGAGGCAGCCGCGAUCGCGGUGUUUUCUGCGAGCAGAAUCAGGCGUCGGGUUACACUGUCCUCGUAGACGCCGAGAACUGCCCCGCACCGUCCAGGCCUAGCGAACGGGAGAACUGUAACAGCAUUGACUGUGCAGCACGCUGGCGGAUUGGCCAGUACGACGAGUGCUCGUUGCCCUGCGGUAAUGGGUCACAGUCGCGAAGCAUCGUCUGCGAACAGCUGCAAGGUGACGGGGAGAUCAGACUUGUCGGCGACUCCCUGUGUCCUCAACCAAAGCCUGCGCUAACACAACGCUGCUCGGAGAUCAAGUGCUCUGCCGUGUAUUGCGUAGGGCAGUACGGAGAGUGCAGUUUGACAUGCAGUGGCGGUACUAAAUCACGCACCGUGCACUGCGAGCAGAUCCAAGAGUCUGGCAACCUGAUCGACGUGCCGCAUGGUUUAUGCCUUACCUUUGCUGGACCUGCUCCGACCAGGAUCGACUCCUGUAACGUCAUAGACUGCCCUGCCGUCUGGGAAUCGGGCCCGUGGUACGCCUGCUCUCAGACCUGUGGUCGCGGCACGAGAACCCGGGAAGUGAUUUGCACGCGAUUGCUCUCCAACAAGCAGCUUAUCACCGAGCCGAAUUCCGAUUGUCCAGCGCAGUCGCGACCACCUGCAACACAGGCAUGCACCGAGCAGGAGUUGGCAGCUGAGGUGGUAGUACAGAGUGACUGUGUGGCAUGCAGACUGACCCAUGACUAUAUGUACACUACUGGAGAAUGGUCAGAAUGCCAGGCCAGCUGUGGGCCAGACGCCACACAGACAAGAGAGGUAAACUGCCUGCGGAUGCAGGUUCUGCUGAGGCCUGAUGGUAGCAAAGUUCCCCAUCUGCAGGUGACGGUGAAGCUUGGCCAGUGCUUGUUGAGGCUCCCGAUGCUACCUCCUCUGAUGAAACGACGCUGCGGUGAGGCUGAGUGCCCUCAGGCUGCCUGGGAAGCUAGCGAUGAAUGGACGGAGUGUCAGCCAUCGUGCGGGGCGGGCGAGCGGACAAGACAGGUCACCUGCAUGGCUCCUACUGGAGAUGGCAGUGCAAGCGAGCCAGUCGCCGACAGCCGUUGCAAUGCUGCGGGCACCAAGCCCAAAGCAGUCCUUCCAUGCUCCGGCAUUCCCUGCACACCUGUCUGGGCGCAGAUGCCCUAGACCAAGUGUGAUCCACUGAGUUGGCCGUCGACACGGCAACGCGACGUCCUGUGCUUGCGUCGCACUUCCUUGACAAUGUACGAGCGGCUAGCCGACGAAGAGUGUGCCAUUGCCAAGCCCAAACCGCGCACCUCCAGAGGUUGUCCGCGACCCCGUACUUCAGGCAAAUAGCGCAUUUCACUGCACACUUUUUAAGUUGGCAAUGCUCAGAUUAGGCUUCUCUGGCCUGACUGUAGUUUUGCCUUUAAACUAUUUCUCCGUCUCUCUCCCCCUCUUUCUCUUUAGACAUAACACUUUAGCACAAGGAAACAGUCAUUAUUUUCACCACUCUUCUCGCAUGUCUCAUCUCUCGUUUCACAAAAUUCUCUUUUUAUUUUUCGAAAACCUACAAAAAUUAUUGUCUUAUUCCCUAUUCGUCACCUGACGUAUUCUCACCAAGAUGUUAUAGUGUUCUCAGUACGUUGUUCUCAGUAUGUUUUUCUCAGUUUAUAUGUUGUUCUCAGUGUGUUGUUCUCAGUAUGUUUUCCUCAGCAAGUUGUUCUCAGUAUGUAAAAUUGUUGUUCUCAGUAUGUUGUUCUCAGUAUGCUGUUCUCAGUAUGUUGUUCUCAGUAUGCUGUUCUCAGUAUGUUGUUCUCAGUAUGUUGCAAUCUUUUUGUCUCUCUACAUAUAGCUAUGCACUGUAUUAUUGUGUGUGUCAAGCCUCUUGCAUGGGUAAACAUGCCAUCAUAAUCAAUUAGGCCUCGACCAAAUAUGCUAAAAAAGAGCAUAUUAUGCUCGUCGCAUAUCAGGGAAAACUUCCAUAAUGUGCCAAAGGCUUAGCAAGAUAUGCAAAAAGAUAUGCCA